Molecule: messenger RNA, 243 nt
Organism: Lindgomyces ingoldianus
Lineage: Eukaryota; Fungi; Ascomycota; Dothideomycetes; Pleosporales; Lindgomycetaceae
Product: splicing factor 3B, subunit 5
Exons: 1
Biological process (GO): mRNA splicing, via spliceosome
Cellular component (GO): precatalytic spliceosome; U2 snRNP
Source: RefSeq, a predicted model, not a curated record
AUGGCAGACAAACUCCGCGCACAACAACAGCUCGAAAACCUGCAAGCAAAAUACAUCGGCACCGGCCACGCCGACACCACCAAAUUCGAAUGGACGUCUAACAUCGCCCGCGACUCCCUUGCGUCCUACAUCGGCCAUCCCCCGAUGCUACAGUACAUGGCUAUUGGCACAGGACAACCGCGCGAGAAGAUGCGCAUACAGUUGCUGGAGAGAAUGAUACAGCCUGUGGGACCACCGCCGAAG